Molecule: messenger RNA, 3969 nt
Organism: Pundamilia nyererei
Lineage: Eukaryota; Metazoa; Chordata; Actinopteri; Cichliformes; Cichlidae
Gene: slc6a1b
Product: solute carrier family 6 member 1b
Exons: 15
Coding region: 651-2468 (605 amino acids)
Biological process (GO): nitrogen compound transport; sodium ion transmembrane transport; neurotransmitter transport
Cellular component (GO): axon; cell surface; plasma membrane
Molecular function (GO): gamma-aminobutyric acid:sodium:chloride symporter activity
Source: RefSeq, a predicted model, not a curated record
AAAACGGGAGAAAAAAAGCUGCAGGAGUAACGAUAUAAAACCUUGAGACAAGCGGAUGCUCCUCUCUCAAACCCGCUGCCAUCUCAGUGGUGGAAAUGUUGGAGUUGGGGAGGGUCGACUUUGAGGUGACAUUGACGCUAUGUAGACGAAAGUGAGGAUCCUGCGCUCCAUGUUACGUCCCUGCUCGCUUCAACUGAGACGGCGGCAGCUCCUUUUCUCCGUCUUCUCUCCCCUCCUCUCUUUCAGCACCACUCCUUUAAGGACAGCACCUCGCUCUCAAAGACGCAUUUGCCCACUAUCCUCUCCCCUUUCGGAUCAUAUAUUCGCUCGCUGUCGCCGAAUGCAAAGUUUUCACCGCGGUUUGACUCAGUGCAAGUGAAAGGAAGUUACUUUUUUCCAAAAUCGGGAUAUUCCCCCCGGAGAAAGAAUCUGCAAAGUAGCGGACUGUAUUGGUCACUGGACUGUUGCUAAGGUCCUCGCCUCGCCUUUUCUCCAAAUCACUCGCUGUACCCCAGUUUUCGUUUUUUUUCCCCCUCUCGGCUGUUAUCUGGGAACUGGAAGUACGGGACGGAUAAACUGCUGUCUAUCUGGACCAGUGCUGAAACCCCCUCUUCUCCACUGGUCAGGACUGUCCGACGCACACCUCGACCAUGGCUACCAACGGGACCAAAGCCUCGGACGGACACGUCUUAACGGAGACGGUGAAUGACGCGCCCACCACCACGCCAAACGACAAACCCAAAACCUUGGUGGUGAAAGUGCAGAAGACGAAAAAGGAGAUACCCGAAAGAGAAACGUGGGGUGGGAAAUUUGACUUUCUCCUCUCUUGUGUCGGAUACGCAAUCGGACUCGGAAAUGUCUGGAGAUUUCCUUACUUAUGUGGAAAAAACGGUGGAGGGGCCUUCUUGAUUCCCUACUUUUUGACCCUCAUAUUUGCUGGUAUGCCUCUGUUCUUUCUGGAGACGGCUCUUGGUCAGUACACUUCUAUUGGAGGUCUUGGAGUGUGGAAGCUGGCUCCAAUGUUCAAAGGUGUUGGCCUGGCUGCUGCUGUUCUGUCCUUUUGGCUCAAUAUCUAUUACAUUGUUAUCAUUUCCUGGGCUAUUUACUAUUUGUACAACUCCUUCAGUGCUGAUUUGCCGUGGCAGACGUGUGGAAAUAGCUGGAACACAGAUCGCUGCUACACCAACUACAGCAUCACAGACACCUCAAACCUCACCAGUGCCGUUGUAGAGUUCUGGGAACGAAACAUGCAUCAGCUGACCGAUGGCCUGGAGAAGCCUGGGGAGGUCAGGAUCCCACUGGCUAUCACACUCGCCAUAGCAUGGGUCCUUGUCUAUUUCUGUAUCUGGAAGGGAGUCAGCUGGACUGGCAAAGUGGUGUACUUCUCUGCCACGUACCCUUACUUCAUGUUGUUCAUCCUGUUUUGCCGUGGUGUCUCUCUGCCCGGUGCCAUGGAUGGAAUCCUCUUCUAUAUCACACCAGACUUCAACAAGCUUAAGGAGUCUGAGGUGUGGCUCGAUGCUGCCACUCAGAUCUUCUUUUCCUACGGGCUAGGAUUAGGCUCUCUGAUUGCUCUCGGCAGCUAUAAUCCCUUCACCAACAACGUAUACAGAGAUUCUGUCAUUGUCUGCUGCAUCAACUCCUUUACCAGUAUGUUCGCCGGCUUUGUCAUCUUCUCCAUCGUGGGAUUUAUGGCCAAUGUGACAAAGAGACCCAUCGCUGAUGUGGCAGCCUCAGGACCUGGCUUGGCUUUUUUGGCAUAUCCAGAGGCUGUCACCCAGCUCCCCAUUUCCCCUCUCUGGGCAGUGUUGUUUUUCUCCAUGCUCUUGAUGCUGGGAAUUGACAGUCAGUUCUGCACUGUGGAAGGCUUCAUCACUGCCCUGGUUGAUGAAUUCCCCCAUGUCCUUCGAAAGCGUAGAGAGAUCUUCAUUGCAGUCGUCUGCCUUAUUUCUUACAUCAUUGGCCUGUCCAACAUCACACAGGGUGGACUGUACGUGUUUAAACUGUUUGAUUACUAUUCAGCUAGUGGGAUGUCCCUACUCUUCUUGGUCUUCUUCGAAUGUAUCUCAAUCUCAUGGUUCUAUGGUGUGAACAAAUUCUAUGACAACAUUGAAGAAAUGAUUGGCUACAGACCAUGUCUCUGGUGGAAGGCCUGCUGGGUUGUCUUUACUCCACUCGUUGUGGCUGGAGUCUUCUUGUUUAGUGCAAUACAGAUGGUUCCUCUUACUAUGGGCGACUAUGUGUUCCCUGCCUGGGGUCAGGGGGUCGGCUGGUGCAUGGCCCUCUCCUCCAUGAUUCUCAUCCCUGGCUACAUGGGCUACAUGUUCCUCACACUCAAAGGCACAUACAAAGAGCGUCUGCGGAUGAUGAUCAAGCCUUUGGUACUGGUGAAGGCUCAGGAAAAUGGUCCAGACCAGCAGACAGAAAACCAGAAUCAGAACCCUGCUACUGAGGAAGCCUACAUCUAAAAAGGUCUGAUCUCUGUCUCAACAGCCAGACUGGCACUCCACAAUAGAAGAAACGUAAUCAAGGUUGGGAACAACCACUAGACUUUUAUGUCUGCUUUUAUUCACCUACCUCCUGGGGACAUGUGAAACCAACCUGAUUACACAGUUAUUUUUAGGGGGUUUUCUGUAUGUUUAUUUGUAAAAUACAAAGUUAUAAAACUUAUGAUGACAAGCAAAUUAUCCAGCAAAGUUAUUGUGAUAUUAUGAAUUUCAUUAUGCAAAAAAGUUAGCCUUUUUAGCAAAGGAAAUGUGACUUAGUAAAAUACUGUAUAUUGAAUAUAUAUAAUUUAAAUUUGGAGGCCCAUGUUGAUUCAGUAGUAAUGUGCUUUGAGUAAUCUACUAAACUCCAACUAUUGUACAAAAGGGUUUAUCGGUAAAAUGCAUUUUGCAUGUCCAUGAAAUAAAUACAUCAAAAUAAAUGCCGUGUAGUAGAUGAAAACACAAUUUGAAAGUUAGCAAAGUGGAAAUGGAAUAUUGAGCAAUUUAAGGCAAAGACAAUGUGGGAACAUGCAACAGGUAAGGCCAAAUUUGCUUUUAUUUUUAAAACAAAUUUAACUAGACUAUCAAUCCCCUGCAAAUCCUGCACUUCACCUGAAAUGUUUACUACCCGUGUCUGGGGAUACAACUGAAAAGCACAAGUACAGUAUGGAAUUUCUAAGUGUCCAAUUUAUUUUUGGCAUGAGUGAAAACUGUGACCACAGCAAAAAUAACAUAUAUAAUACAUAGCAAGAGACUGUUAUAAUUGUUUCUUUGUUUUCUAAAGAACAAUAACUUUGUAUGUUGUCCAAAUCUUUCUUGUAGAACAAGUUUUAGGUUAUUUUCUAUGUGUGUGAGUGAGAAGGACCAAAUUAAUGCUCUGAGACUGCUGACCCACUGAGCAUUUAUGGAUUAAAUAAAGAGUCUAAUUAAAGUAAUUAUUCGAGAAUCCCCUUUUGACUCGGUGUAGAGCAGCAGGGUAGUGAAAAGAGCAGUCGCCCACAAGCACAGUUUGAAUCUGUAAACUAGUACCUCUAAAAAUAAAGGCGUAGCCAUUACAAAACUCCUACAUGUGUACUGCAUGUAAAGUAUUUCUUCUGGAGAGUAAACAUUUGGAAAAUGGUGACUUUUCUUCAACUGACACCAAUUAAGUAGAAGGAAAAGUGUUACACUGAAAUAAAACAAUACUAAGAGUUUAAACUGUGAGAGCUAAUAGGCUGCAGUGUAGCGUGCGAGAUGAUUUCUAUCAUUACUACCAUUAUUCUGUCUGGAAUCGUUUACUUGUGUAUCUAUUUAGUAACCCACUUCUCAGGAACAAAGGUGGAAGUGACCAAAUUCUCUCAGAUACUACCACGAUACACUGGAACAAUGAAUGCUGUAUUAAACGACAACAAGUGUGAAAAUGGUCAUUUUUUUUCCCAUAAAUUCAACAUGCUACCUGAAGCAGCAACAAAACAUAAAGUCGCAAACCAGAAUGAAGACUUCA